GUCCUGGUUGUGAGGGCUGAGCAUGCCUGUUGCAGCUUCCCCAGUUACAGGGUGAGCUGCAUUUCCAAGCAGCCAGCCCUCUCCAGCCUGUCUCUCCCUGUGGGGUAGCAAAGCAGGACCACCUUUUCCCCACUGCCCUCAAGGCUGGAACCUGGGAUCUGAGCCCUCACUAACGGCCCUGGCAGGGCCUAACCACUGAGUUCACUGCUGCCUGAGAGGGCGGUGGGCAUAGAGCCAGGAAUGGAGCAGAUAACCUAGGGUGGGCCAUCCCCUGAGACUCACCCCAACCUGGAGGACCCAGGCCCUGGGGUACAAUGGACACUCAAGGUCAGCGGGGAUUGAGGGACGAUCACUCUAAACAUGGUCCCAACACUCAGGGACCAAGCCUCUGGCUGCAGCUUUGUGGGAGGGUCCUGGGCCUUGAGCCCUGUCCAAAGUCUGGCCCAGUGGCCCUCCACACCGGUGGCCCCCUCACAGGGCCAACCAAUGGCGUCCUCUAGACCUGGGGCGUCUCUUGGUCUCAUUCUGACCAGACCAGGCUCUUAUUACUCUGCCUCCUGGGUCAUAAGGUCAGACACAGGGUCACGGGACGUUUUCCAUCCAGUCUCAGAGCAGAUGUUCCUGGGGCCCCAGACCCCUGGGAAGAGUUUGGAAGGGCGGAUUCUGUCAGCCCCUGCAUUUGAUCUCCCUUCCCCCUCCUUCCCUGUCCUGAACCUGGGUUGAGAGGGUCUGCCAGGCAGCUUUGAUCCCCUGAGACCAGGGCCUGUAGAGAGGAGGGGCUCCGGUUACAGUGUCCCCUCCCCUCCCCUCUCUGGCCAGAGUCGGCCCUUCUCCGCCCCUUGCCCCUCUUGGCCAGUGUCUCCUUGUUUCUAGGCCUCAGUCCCUCCCUAUCCUUCCCCCCUCCCCGCCCCCUGCCCUGCGCUGACCACAGAGGGGCCAAGCUGAGUAGGGGCAACACCAGAGCUCAGAGAUCCGGAACCCACCCAGCUCUUUUUCCACCCGGGUGUUGAAACGAAGCAGCUCUUUUUCCACCCGGGUGUUGAAACGAAGCAUCUGCUGUGGGCUCAGACCCUGGGGACCAAAGGGGAGCCUGGAGGAUCUGCCAGGGGCCCGAGGGCAGGGGCGCCGACAACAGGCCUAGAAGGUGGAUGCCUGCAGGGCGUGGUCGGCGGGGCCGGAGGGGCUGGUGGUCACAUAUCCCCACCCCCUGGCCUAGUGGUCCCCAUGUCGGCCCAGAGGCUGCUCCUGCCACUACUAAUGGUUGGGCUGACCUCAGGGGCCAGCCUGCCACAGGGGCCCAGGAACCACCUGGGCGUGUGCCCCAACCAACUCAGCCCCAAUCUGUGGGUGGAUGCCCAGAGUACCUGUGAGCGUGAGUGCGUCGGGGACCAGGACUGCGUGGCUGCUGAGAAGUGCUGCACCAAUGUGUGUGGGCUACAGAGCUGUGUGGCUGCCCGCUUCCCUGAUGGCGGCCUGGCUACACCCACAUUGAUGGCCUCAUGUGAGGGCUUUGCAUGCCCACAGCAGGGCUCCAACUGCGAUAUCUGGGAUGGGCAGCCAGUGUGUCGCUGCCGUGACCGCUGUGAGAAGGAGCCCAGCUUCACCUGCGCCUCCGACGGCCUCACCUACUACAAUCGCUGCUACAUGGACGCCGAGGCCUGCCUACGUGGCCUCCGCCUGCACGUCGUGCCCUGCAAGCACAUCCUCACCUGGCCACCCAGCAGCCCAGGGCCACCUGAAACCACUGCUCGCCCAACGCCUGGGGACGCCCCAGUGCCACCUGCCCUCUACAGCAGCCCGUUCCCACAGGUGGUAUAUGUAGGGGGCACUGCCAGCCUCCACUGUGAUGUCAGUGGCCACCCACCACCUGCGGUGACCUGGGAGAAGCAGAGUGACCAGCGGGAGAACCUGAUCAUGCGGCCAGACCAGAUGUAUGGCAAUGUAGUGGUCACUAGCAUUGGGCAGUUGGUACUUUACAACGCCCAGCCUGAGGAUGCUGGCCUCUACACUUGCACCGCACGCAACGCUGCCGGCCUGCUGCGGGCUGACUUCCCGCUCUCUGUGGUCCAGCGAGAGCUGGCCAGGGACAGGGCCCCCAGUGCCCCCACCCUGGCCGAAUGCCUGCCCAACACACAGGCCUGUGCUGGCCCCCCCUCCAGCCAUGUCCUCUGGCACUUUGACCCACAGCGGGGCAGCUGCAUGACUUUCCCAGUUGGUAGCUGUGAUGGGGGCACACGGGGCUUUGAGACCUUCGAGGCGUGCCAGCAGGCCUGUGCCCGCGGCCCUGGAGACACCUGUGUGCUGCCAGCUGUGCAGGGACCCUGCCAGGGCUGGGAGCCACGCUGGGCCUACAGCCCGCUGCUGCAGCAGUGCCACCCCUUUGUGUAUGGUGGCUGUGAAGGCAACAGCAACAACUUUGAGAGCCGAGAGAGCUGUGAGGACACCUGCCCCGUGCCGCGCACACCGCCCUGCCGGGCCUGUCGCCUCAGGAGCAAGCUGGCGCUGAGCCUGUGCCGUAGUGACUUUGCCAUUGUGGGGCGUCUCACUGAGGUGCUGGAGGAGCCUGAAGCAGGUGGCGGCAGCAUUGCCCGCGUGGCCCUAGAUGACGUGCUCAAGGAUGACAAGAUGGGCCUCAGGUUCUUGGGCACCAAGUACCUGGAGGUGACACUGAGUGGUAUGGACUGGGCCUGUCCCUGCCCAAACGUGACAGCUGGUGAUGGCCCACUGGUCAUCAUGGGUGAGGUGCGAGACGGUGUGGCUGUCUUGGAUGCUGGCAGCUAUGUCCGCACCGCCAGUGAGAAACGGGUCAAGAAAAUCUCAGAGCUCCUUGAGAAGAGGGCCUGUGAGCUGCUCAACCGCUUCCAGGACUAGCCCUGCCCACACAGC
Molecule: messenger RNA, 2886 nt
Organism: Pteropus alecto (black flying fox)
Lineage: Eukaryota; Metazoa; Chordata; Mammalia; Chiroptera; Pteropodidae
Gene: WFIKKN1
Product: WAP, follistatin/kazal, immunoglobulin, kunitz and netrin domain containing 1
Exons: 2
Coding region: 1225-2871 (548 amino acids)
Biological process (GO): negative regulation of transforming growth factor beta receptor signaling pathway
Cellular component (GO): extracellular region
Molecular function (GO): serine-type endopeptidase inhibitor activity; transforming growth factor beta binding; receptor antagonist activity
Source: RefSeq, a predicted model, not a curated record